This is a messenger RNA of Biomphalaria glabrata, 1536 nucleotides long. RefSeq lists its product as uncharacterized. Lineage: Eukaryota; Metazoa; Mollusca; Gastropoda; Planorbidae. The record is from RefSeq and is a predicted model, not a curated record. The transcript has 9 exons. The coding region runs from base 153 to 1124 and encodes 323 amino acids.
GGGGCAUCCCCCAGUUUGAGAAACGCUAGCCUACCAAUGUAUAUAUUUAGUCCCAAGUUCGAUUUAAAAUAAAGAAAAGAACAACGGAACAAACAACGGACUACAUAUAUUGUAGUCGUGGAGAAUAACAAAAGGCAUAGGCUACUCAGAAAAUGGCUUAUACUCGUGAAAAUUGUCAACGUAUUGUGAAGGUGGGGUAUCGAGAUGUCGCCUUCCCUUCAACACAGCUACAGUCAAUGGAAGAUUGCAAUGAUUAUCUACAUGACAUGUCCGCACUUCGCAAGGACAUGAACGACAAAGGAUACUUGCUUAUCCGAGGACUGCAUGACAGAGAUGAUGUUCUUACUGCUAGACAAGCUGUACUGAACUAUAUUCACAGUCUUGGGGAUAAAUUAGACAAGAACCACUCAGUCGAUGAAGGAGUUCUCAGAGAGGGCUGUGGUCUAGGAUGUCUUCCCGUUAUGGAGGGCCACACUGAAAUCUCACAUACCAUGCCUGUGUUGAAUGUCAUAGCAGGAGAAAGACCUUUCAAGUUUUUUAGCCAAUAUUUUGAUGAAGAUGUCACUACCUUUGAUUAUAAAUGGUUAAGAGCCAUGCAUCAGUCUGGGUUUACUGGAGCUCAUGUAGACAAUGUUUACAUGUGUCGGGGAUCCAAAGAUUUGCUGACCAUGUGGACACCCAUUGGUGAUAUUACAGUUGAGAUGGGUGUCCUUGCAGUUUGUGAAGGGUCAAAUAAUUUGCCAAGUUUUCAGAGGUUUCAAUCCACUUAUGGUGAGAUGGAUGCAGAAUUAGUUGGAUUAAAAGGAACAGGCUGGUUUACUGAAGAUCCAUUUGAAAUCACAGAAAAAUUUGGUGGGCAAUGGAAAACAACAGAUUUUAAAGCUGGCGAUGUUUUGAUAUUUAAUAUGAGGACAGUGCAUAUGUCCACAACAAACACCACACAGUUUGCCAGAAUAAGCUGUGAUACCAGGUGGCAACCUUCAAGUCAACCAGCAGAUCCAAGGUUUAGUGGUAAUGUUGAAACUUCAAAAGCUAAGUUUGGUUUGCUCAGCAAGAUGGAUUGUUCAGAUAAUAUACAGACAUUUACUACAAUUGAAAAAUUAAAAGAAGAAUGGGGUCUUUAAUUACUAUCAUAUUUGACUAAUUCUUAACUGUCCAAUUAAAGUGGCCGGAAGAUGCAUUAUCAACUUUGGUUGAAAAAAAAAGCAUUUUGUUUCAUUACUGCUGCAUUCAUCUUCUAGAUCUAUUUGCUGUAUCUAAAAUUUGUACUAUUAUAACAGAUAAGAUAAAUAAAUAAAUAAGCAACACAAACAAUUGAAAAAAAAAGAAGCCAGAAAAUGGUGUUUGUAAACAAUAAAAUAUUAAAUUCCCCAAUUUUUAAUUUUUGCUUCUUCAAUUAUUUUUUUAAGUUAAAUAAAUACAAUUGUAUCAGUUACAUGUUAUUUUUUUUUUGUUGGUUCUGUAAAUGUCUUUUGACUAUUGAUAUCACCACAAACACAAUAAAAAAGUUGAGGAUAUCUUGGUUCUCAGACAUGA